AUGUGCCAACACACUUACCGGCAUUACAAACACUGCGGGCACAUUGCCUCGUUAACUCUGGACGCCUGUGCCGAACUCACAGCGCGCAUGCACAGCCAACACAAAUCAGUCGGGCACUGGAUCAAAACAACGCACGAUCUUCAGCCCGACUCAGACAACUGCUGUCUAGCAUGUGAAGUUGAAUUGGGGAAACAGAUGUGCUCGCCGAAGCACAGAGGUAUCGGUACCAGCACGUCAUUCAGUGCUAUCGAGAAUCCACUGCGCUAUAUCUCACUUGGAGGCGUAGAUGAUUCAGGUCCACUAUUAACCGCAGACUUCGUGAUGACCGUUCCAUCGGGCGCUGAUGCACCGCAGCGGGAGCCUGAGGUUCUCUGCUAUUCCCCUGCCGGUGCGGUUGUGCAGAUGGAUGGCGGAGAACCAGGGAAGAACUCUAGCAGUAUACUUGGGGUUCUUGAAGCCCUAGGUCUUGGCUGGGGAGAUGACCGUAGUGUGGGUAGCAUCCCUGGCGCAUUUUGGUCGGAUGACUUUGACUACGAUUUGUGUAGUUUUGGAGAGACGGGGUCUUGGUUUCCGAAACCACCUUCAGUCUCGUCCGAGAGCGACAGCGAGUAUGAGGAGGAUAUGAGCGAAAGUUUCUGUCCACCCCCUCAUCAAAAGCCAGAGUCUUGGACGCCCGGACGCACGAGUCUCCAGUCUCCGGCCCCGCCGUUUUAUCGCAGUGACACGAGGCUUGGAGAUGAUAGCGAUUCAGACUUUGAUGAACUCGACUGUGACGAUGUCGUGGAGCCUGAGUCAGGACAGAACGGGGGUUUUUUCAAGGGGCUGCAAAUGGCGCUUCCAUCAUUUUUGCGAAAUGCCAAUGGGGAUCGCUUUUGGGAGCUCAUUUAA
This is a messenger RNA of Aspergillus puulaauensis, 888 nucleotides long. RefSeq lists its product as uncharacterized. The record is from RefSeq and is a predicted model, not a curated record. The transcript has a single exon. Lineage: Eukaryota; Fungi; Ascomycota; Eurotiomycetes; Eurotiales; Aspergillaceae. The coding region runs from base 1 to 888 and encodes 295 amino acids.